AUGGCAUCGCACAAACGUGGAGGAGGUUUCAAUCAUUAUAGCCGCGAUCACCACAGCAAGAAGCACAACCCACCUCUCCAGCGCAAUGCACCGCAACCAGAACUCUCCUCGGCGAGUAUGCAAACGGGCCUGGUAGCUUUGUUGGACAGGUUCGUCGCCGAAGAGACCACUCCUGGAGCAGACAAGGAAAUUCUCUACCACGCAAAUGAGCUGCGACGCCGGCUUUGCGCUCGCGACCACGGCACUUCAUCGCAAGCGAAACGCGAACUCGACGCAAAGCGACCCGACAAGGCCGUCCAGGUCGCGGUUCCCGAUUACGUACAUCGCAAAGUCCAAGAAUCUAAAGAUUUGCCCCCUCUGCCCCCCAUCGCCGAGCCCCAUCUCCACGAAGCCGUCUUCACCCAUCGAUCCGCUAUCUACGACCCCAGUAUCCCCGGCUCUUCGCUGGGCGGAGACCUCAGCCUAGACUACGAACGUCUUGAGCUGCUCGGCGACGCCUACAUCGAACUCAUUGCCUCACGCGCGCUCUACAACCGCUUCCCACACGUCGAUGUUCCGGAGCUGUGCAUGUGGCGCGAACGUCUGGUCGAGAACUCGACAUUGGGCAAAUUCUCCGAGGCGUACGGUUUUCCGGAUCGACUGAAGCACCGGGCCCAAUGGGACAAGAACUCGAAGCAAUACCACAAAGUCGUCGCCGACAUGGUCGAGGCCUACGUCGCAGCAGUCGUUCUUUCUGACCCAACGCACGGUUUCGAGGCGGCUGAGGCAUGGCUCACAGAACUUUGGGCGCCACAGCUGCUCGGCUUCAGGGAGAAGAUUAUCGAGAACCCUCAAGCGCGCGACCAACUCAACAAGCUGGUCCUCGGGAAGGGUGUCAAGCUCAUCACAAAGGAGGAGAAACCCAUGACGUACGACUCCAACAGUGUUCAAUGCUACCAUAUGGGUAUCUAUCUCACAGGGUGGGGUUACAACGACGAGUGGCUCGGCAGUGGCGAAGGUCAAAACAAAGUCCAGGCUGGCGUUGCAGCUGCAGCCGACGCCCUCAAGCGAGACAGCCCCGUGCUAAAGGACGCUAUACGACAGAAGGACGAGCUGAGGGCGGCGCGGCUCAAAGAGCAAGAAGAAAAGGCCAAGAUCAAUCAAGGUACAGAUACUCCAGCUGUAAAUAGUGGCGGCGGUGGCGAGUCUGGUGCCAAGGAGAAGAUAGACGACGACAACAAUGCCUCAAGUAAGAAGCGGAAAAAGGAAGACGAAUCCGCUUCACCUGAGCAGAAGAAGCACAGAAAGGAAAAAAAGAAGAAAAAGGAGACAUAUUCCAAGAUUCUCGAGCGAGAAUAA
Molecule: messenger RNA, 1338 nt
Organism: Bipolaris sorokiniana ND90Pr
Lineage: Eukaryota; Fungi; Ascomycota; Dothideomycetes; Pleosporales; Pleosporaceae
Exons: 1
Coding region: 1-1338 (445 amino acids)
Biological process (GO): rRNA processing; primary miRNA processing; regulation of gene expression
Cellular component (GO): nucleus
Molecular function (GO): ribonuclease III activity; double-stranded RNA binding
Source: RefSeq, a predicted model, not a curated record